AUGGUGGAGUCGGAUGAUAUGCCGAUUGGUGAGCGGCGCACCUCACUCGACUUCAACGAAAUGGGAGUUGUUGCUUUCCAAAGACUCGAUCAGCCUUAUGACAUGUUCGGCACCCAAACAAGAACAUUCUCCGCCUUUGCCCCUGAGAGUCUCCUCGCAACAUAUGAGCCUUCGCCGGCUAACUCGCCUUUGAACGACAAACGAAUAGCUGCAGUGUUCUGGCACUUUAUAAACGUAACCGGACCUAGUAUCUCCCUUUACGAAAGACAUCCUUUCGACCCAACACCCCUUUUCCAAGGAACGCCAAUACCGAAAGCACGCCAGCAUAUUUGGACCUACACAUUUCCGAUUUUAGCUUUGACUCACCCAGCUCUUCUUCACGCGAUUCUCGCCAUCGCAAGUUUGCAGAUUGCGAAACUCCAAUCCGUACCGCCUACAGCGUCUCUGAAGCACUACCACCUAGCUCUGAGAAGGAUUGCGCGAAACGUUAGCCGGCCAAAUAGGCGAGCCCAACCUUCGAACCUGGCGGCAACGCUAGUGCUAUCAUUUUACGAGGUGUGGAAUUCCGACCACGAUAAAUGGAGUAGGCAUCUGCUAGGGGCGCGUCUGUUAUUUAAAGAAAUACCAUUAGCCGAAAUGACACGAAACAUGAUGGCAAUCAAGCUUCAGAUGAGGCUGCAAGAGAUGCAACAAUCUCCAAUCGAUGCGUUCGGAAUGUUCCCAACGUAUGAAGAAAACGGUCCUUUGCAUAAAGACUGGGAUCUAAUCGAUGUGCCUUUACUGAGCGCGAUAACUGGUAGAGAUAUAUCAUAUGAUGAAUUGGGGAUGGUUCCAGAAGAACGAAGCCAAUAUCGAAGGUCAAGGGCUCAGUACACGGAAAAGGACAUGGAGAGGUACCAACAAAUGAGCGAUCUCUACUGGUGGUACUGUAAGAUGGACGUUUACCAAAGCAUUCUUGGCGGAACUCGAUUAUUCCUGGAGUAUAACCAAUGGACUCAAUGUCCGCCGCGGGCCCCAAUAGGGAGGCUUGACGCCAUAUACGGCACGUACGAUCAUCUGAUACUGCUACUCGGUCGCCUAGCAAGCUUCACGUCGAAAGACCUAACCCGCAAGCGCGAAGCAUUCAAGGCGAACGGGCCAGGCCGCGGCGGUUCGCCGGGAAUGUUUCCGGGCAUGGUACCUCGCCACCCGGAGAGGGUGACGGUGCCGAUGGGCUUCACCCCGCCGCGGGAGACGUCGCCCGGCGGCGACGAAUCUCCCGAGAAUAUCGACCUCGACACUAGUACCGCCGAGGCAUAUCGCGAGUGGGAGGAGAUCCGGCAGGCAUUCGAGACUCUAAAGGGCCACUUCGGCCCCGAGUUCCAGCCCCUCGGCGCCGACAUCUACCCCGCGAAAGCGACGCCAUUCGGACUCGCCGCCCACUACAGAACAUACUCUAUCGCAGGUAUCUGGAUGAACUUUUACAUGGGCCUUAUCGUACUGCACCGCGCUCACCCGACUAUGCCACCUAUCGCCAUGGUGGCCGCGGGCCUCUCGGCAAGGACUACGGCGAGUUAUUGUAUGGAGGUUGGACGCAUCGCGGCGGGCUUAGAGGAGAAUAUCGAGCAGCUCUCAAACGUCAGCACGCUGAUGGCAGCUGCGCUGAUUGAGUGCUGUUUCCCGUUGUUCGUGGCGGGCAUUCAGUACCACGACGACUUCCAGCGACAGUGGACAAUUCAGCGUCUCCACGACAUCGCGCGGCUGACGGGGUGGCAGUCGGCGCGGCAAAUCGCAGUCGGGUGCGAGUCGGCGUGGAUCAAGGCCGCGCAGAUGGGCCGCGGACCGCCAUACGCGAGGUCUGUCAACCUGAACAUCGAUCCGCCCGGCUCGGUCUGGGUUCAUGCCCGCCGCCUCGACAAGCGCAUUGAAGAGAUCGAUCUUGACGAGUCUAAGAUCGUCCUCGCGAAGGGCGAGAAGGCGUCUUAUGCUAUCGGAUUGCUGGCCGUGGAGCACGACCUGGAGAGGCUGGAUCUGGAGACUAGCGAGAGGAAUGGACGGUAG
This is a messenger RNA of Annulohypoxylon truncatum, 2040 nucleotides long. RefSeq lists its product as uncharacterized. The record is from RefSeq and is a predicted model, not a curated record. The transcript is spliced from 5 exons. Gene Ontology annotation, biological process: positive regulation of transcription by RNA polymerase II. Bases 1 to 2040 code for a protein of 679 amino acids. Gene Ontology annotation, cellular component: nucleus. Gene Ontology annotation, molecular function: DNA-binding transcription factor activity; transcription cis-regulatory region binding. Lineage: Eukaryota; Fungi; Ascomycota; Sordariomycetes; Xylariales; Hypoxylaceae.